AUGGGCUCGAAAUCUCCCGAAUACGAUGGCCAUCAAGGUCAAGAAAACUCAAAUGGGCCCAUCGAGUCGCCCACGGGUGGAAUGCCACGGGGUGAGAUGCACACAACGGAUGGGGACGGUACUCUCGGAGACAGUGACGAAGGGGACGACGACGAAGCGCAACCGGCCGCGUUAACUAACGGAACUACGAACAGUCAGAAAAAGAAGAGAAAAUCCAAGAAGAAGAGCAAGAAGAAGGCUUCCAAGAAGCAAUCUUCGCCACCUAGGGUCCCACUCUCUGAGCUGUUCCCGCAGGGCAAUUACCCUGUCGGCGAAGUUCAACACUAUGAGUCUGACGUGGAGAACACCUCACGGACUCCGGCCAAAGAGCUGCGCUAUAUGUCCUAUCGCCACCUCGAGGACGAUUCGUUCCUCGAUGACUAUCGAAAGGCUGCGGAGGUCCAUCGCCAGGUCCGAAAGUGGACACAGGAGCAUGUUAAGCCAGGACAGGGCCUGAUGAGCAUUGCCGAGGACAUUGAUGACGGCGUGCGGGCGCUGCUAGGCCAUGCUGGUCUGGAGCCUGGUGACAGUCUCAAGGCUGGACUAGGCUUCCCGACAGGCCUGUCGCUAAAUAAUGUCGUUGCGCACUACACGCCCAAUCCCGGACAUAAGGAUAUCAUCCUGCAGUCGAACGAUGUGAUGAAGGUCGAUUUUGGUGUUCACAUCAACGGGUGGAUUGUGGACAGUGCGUUCACCAUGAGUUUUGAUCCGGUAUACGACAAUCUUCUGGCAGCAGUUAAAGAUGCCACCAAUACCGGACUCAAGAAUGCGGGGAUCGAUGUCCGUAUCAGCGAUGUUAGCGCAGCCAUCCAAGAGGCCAUGGAAAGCUACGAAGUUGAAAUCGGAGGGAAGACAUUCCCCGUGAAGCCGGUGCGGAGUAUCACUGGUCACGAUAUCAAACAGUAUCGCAUCCACGGUGGGAAGUCGAUCCCGUUUGUCAAAAACUCAGAUCAGACAAAGAUGGAAGAGGGAGAGAUUUUCGCCAUUGAAACCUUUGGGAGCACUGGCCGAGGCUUUACAUAUGAAGACGUUGGCGUUUACGGCUAUGGGAAGUCAUAUGAUGCUCCUCGCAAUGUGUCUUUGCCUUUGGCUUCCGCAAGGUCCCUGUACAAGACAAUCAAUGAAAACUUUGGAACCAUUGUUUUCUGUCGCCGCUAUCUGGACCGGCUCGGUUUGAAGCGGUAUUUAGCUGGCAUGAACACUCUUGUACAGCACGGGGUUGUCGAUGUCUACGCCCCUCUUGUUGACGUCAAGGGGUCGUACUCGGCGCAGUUUGAACAUACUGUUCUGCUGCGAGAGUCGAACAAGGAAGUUAUCAGUCGCGGAGACGACUAUUGA
Aspergillus puulaauensis is the source of this 1377-nucleotide messenger RNA. RefSeq names its product putative methionine aminopeptidase, type II. Gene Ontology annotation, biological process: proteolysis. NCBI's taxonomy places the organism in Eukaryota, Fungi, Ascomycota, Eurotiomycetes, Eurotiales, Aspergillaceae. Bases 1 to 1377 code for a protein of 458 amino acids. Gene Ontology annotation, molecular function: metalloaminopeptidase activity. The record is from RefSeq and is a predicted model, not a curated record. The transcript is spliced from 6 exons.